Messenger RNA from Toxorhynchites rutilus septentrionalis, 1427 nucleotides. It is a transcript of the gene Ssl1, whose product is annotated as general transcription factor IIH subunit 2. The coding region runs from base 132 to 1367 and encodes 411 amino acids. The transcript has 2 exons. Gene Ontology annotation, molecular function: zinc ion binding. The record is from RefSeq and is a predicted model, not a curated record. Gene Ontology annotation, biological process: DNA-templated transcription; regulation of transcription by RNA polymerase II; nucleotide-excision repair. Gene Ontology annotation, cellular component: transcription factor TFIIH holo complex; transcription factor TFIIH core complex. NCBI's taxonomy places the organism in Eukaryota, Metazoa, Arthropoda, Insecta, Diptera, Culicidae.
AUGUCAUUGACGAUCAACAAAAACAUUCCGGUUUAGAACAAAAGCAAAAGAUAUAUGUAAACCUUCUCGAGCAAUUGUGUAAAAGCAGAAAUUAGUGUCUUGUUUCCAAUUUAAUGAAUAGUUGAUAAACAAUGGCUGAUGAAGACGAUCCAAAGGAGUACCGCUGGGAAACUGGCUAUGAAAAGACAUGGGAAGCAAUCAAGGAAGACGACGAUGGCCUGGUUGAAGGAUCCGUAGCGGAAAUCAUCCAGAAAGCUAAACGCAAGCGACAAGCGAUGAAGAAGGGCUUCAGCAAGCUGGGAAUGAUGCGUCACGUGUAUAUAGUUUUAGAUUGUUCCGAGGCGAUGACCGUACCUGACCUGAAACCAACGAGAUUUCUUUGUACACUGAAACUUCUUGAAAUAUUCAUCGAGGAAUUCUUCGACCAAAAUCCUAUAUCCCAGCUGGGAGUGAUCGCCAUGAAAGCCAAGCGUGCUGAGAAGAUUACAGAGCUGAGCGGGAGCUGUCGGAAGCAUAUCAAAGCGGUUGGUGCUUUAAACAAACUUAGUUUAGUCGGGGAGCCAUCGCUGCAAAACGGGCUGGAGCUAGCUUUUAAAACGCUGAAAUUGGUUCCGUCACAUGCGAGUCGUGAGGUGCUGGUUGUUAUGGGAAGUUUGACUACCUGUGAUCCAACAGAUAUUCAUAUUACCAUCGAUGCGUUGAAAACGGAAGGAAUUCGUUGUUCGGUUGUUAGUUUAUCUGCUGAAAUACGGAUAUGUAAGUUCCUGUGUACAGAAACGGGUGGUAUAUAUGGAGCAGUAUUGGACGAUGCGCAUUUCAAAGAUCAACUGCUGCAGCAUAUCGAUCCUCCGCACGCAGGAAAUCAACAAGACUUCUCAUUGAUUAAAAUGGGUUUCCCCCAUGGAAAAACUGAAGAAGGAAAGGACCCUGCCCUAACCAUGUGUAUGUGUCAUAUAGACAGUGUUGAUGACCCAGCAAAGCUCACUUCCGGAGGUUAUCACUGUCCGCAAUGUUUCAGCAAGUAUUGCGAAUUGCCCGUCGAAUGUGCCUCUUGUGGAUUGACGCUAGUUUCGGCUCCUCAUCUCGCUCGAUCCUAUCAUCAUCUGUUUCCGGUUCCACACUUCCAAGAGCUCACAUACGAGCGGCAAGCUACUAUCUGCUACGGUUGCCAGAAGUGCUUCAAUGAAAGUACUGACAAAACCGUUUACCAGUGUGGGUCCUGCAAGCAAAUAUUUUGCAUUGAUUGCGAUAUAUUUAUCCACGAAACGAUGCACUCUUGCGUAGGAUGCACCACAAUACCAGCGUCGGUACAUGCUUUGCAGGCUCGGAAACCUGUGCCACCACCGCACAGUCUAUCGAUAAUUUGAACGAUACGAAUGUAAUGUAAUGUGUUGCUGGUCAAUGUUCGCAUUAUUUACGCAAUAAAA